This is a messenger RNA of Penicillium antarcticum, 2094 nucleotides long. RefSeq lists its product as uncharacterized. NCBI's taxonomy places the organism in Eukaryota, Fungi, Ascomycota, Eurotiomycetes, Eurotiales, Aspergillaceae. The coding region runs from base 1 to 2094 and encodes 697 amino acids. Gene Ontology annotation, cellular component: nuclear origin of replication recognition complex; DNA replication preinitiation complex; nuclear pre-replicative complex. Gene Ontology annotation, molecular function: DNA replication origin binding. The transcript has 8 exons. Gene Ontology annotation, biological process: DNA replication initiation; DNA replication. The record is from RefSeq and is a predicted model, not a curated record.
AUGGAUCCAGAUGGGUUGAACGAUGCCUUGGGCUUGUCGGAUGACAAGUCUCAGAAUUUGGGUGCGUACAUCUACCAACCCCCAAAACACGGGAAAGCAGGCGAACGACCCUCAAAACGCCGUAAGGUUUCAGUGUCCGGUAAUGAACCGGCACAGAUAGACAGGCAGCGAUUCGUGCCCCUUCUGAACGGAGACGAGAAUGCCCAAUCCGUCAAACUGCGACACGAUUCCUAUCAACAGCUAUGGUCAGAGCAGGAACACAAGAUCCAGGCUAUUCUCGAAGACGUUGAUGCUGGUGUUUUGACCGAGGUAUCGUCCUUUGUCAGAGAAACCUCAUCACAAACAUGCAAUGGCUGUAUUCCGACAGCUCUUGUAACAGUCGGUUCCAAUGUCUCCUCGCUCAGCAGACUACUAUCACGACUCAAUGAACAAUUGAUAUCGACCGAGGAAGGCAGCGUGGUGGUGUUGGAAUCAGGCGAUGCUCCCAAUUUGAAAACGACCUUGAAGAACAUCAUCCGAGCCACUAUCACGAACACAGAUGGCAAUGAUGGCUACCAGCGUUUUCUCACAGAUCGUUCUGGACCUCGACUUCUUGGUUACGAUCUGGACCUUCUUCACGACUACGUGCAAAGAAAGGGAACUAAAAAGCUGGUAUUAGCUCUGCGUGACAGCGAAGCUUUUGAUACGGGCUUAUUAACCGAUCUCUUGUCUUUAUUCAAAUCUUGGAUUGACCGCAUACCAUUCACUAUUCUGCUGGGUAUUUCUACGUCCGUAGAGCUGUUUGAAGGUCGAUUGCCUCGAUCGUGUGUUGCUCUUCUUCAAGGAAAACAUUUCGAGGUUCAGGAGGCUGGCAACUGUGUCGACCGCAUUUAUGAGUCUCUUCAAACUGCUUCUAGCACCCAACUCUGGCUGGGGCGCAACAUCACUAGUACACUGUUUGAAAUUACCAGUGACUAUUUCCAAAGUCCGGAGGCCUUCAGCCGCAUGGUCAAGUAUGCGUACAUGUCUCACUUCUUUGCAAACCCCCUGGCAGUGUUAUUUGCCAAGCCAGUUCCAAUUGCUCUUCUUUCUCAAAGGAAGCUCUGUGAGGUGAUCAGGAACCUGCCAUCCUUCCGGAUAUUCUGCGAGGAUCUAGUUGAAGAAGGGUCCACUAAGCAAGUCCGAGACAUGCUAGAAAACGACGGUUAUCUCCUCAAAGAGACGAUCAGAUGCCUUGAUGCUGGACAGCAAAAAAUGCGAAGCAUUUUCCAGGCAGUCCUUGCUGUACAUGUCUGUCUACAAUACACGCAAAAUACGGGAAAGGCUACUGUCUCUGACCUUUCCGUUCGCGCGCUCUCUGGCGAGUUGGCUGAUUCCACUCUCGUGGAUGAUAUGAUAGCUAUGAUGAAGGCGUUAGACUCUAAUAAGCUGGAUGAGCUCAUUGGCCGCCUGCAAGAUAUUCUGUAUAAUGAGCAGCUGGGGGCAAUUAAAGCAAACCUCAAACUCUUGCUGGAAACAUGUCCGGAAUCUGGGUCUUUGCGCAGUGGAUAUAACAUCAACUCUACCGUCACAACUACUACAGUUGUUCAAUCACGGGUCCAGCUCAGCAAAGGCAAGGCUGAGUUGUCUGAGCAAGACGUUGAGUACACCAAAAUCAUCGACCAACUGCUUGUCUUCUUGCAAGACUAUCUUGCGGAGACUCUCAUCAGACCACAAGACAUGUUCCUUCAUGAAGCUUUCUUGUUUGAUCUACGGAACCCGUUGAAAGAGACAUUCGCACCUCGUCCACGUUUUGCAAUUGAGCGUGCGCUAGCUACUCCGUUUGAUUACUUACUUUCUUCCUCGGAUGCUACUGCGACGAAAAUCUCAGCCAAGCAACCUGCUACAGCGAUUUUGUAUCAGCUGUACCUUGAAUCAGGUGCUUUGGUCAACGUCCACGAUCUUUGGCGGGCUUUUAGCGGUGUUUUCGAGAAUGAAGAGGGUGACAGCUGCGAUGAUCGUGUCGUGAUGUCUUUGUUCUAUAGCGCUCUCUCGGAACUGAAGACGUUUGGUGUGAUUAAGAACAGCCGCAAGAAGACUGAUCACCUGGCCAAAUCAGCAUGGAUGGGAUUAUAG